Molecule: messenger RNA, 534 nt
Organism: Cordyceps fumosorosea ARSEF 2679
Lineage: Eukaryota; Fungi; Ascomycota; Sordariomycetes; Hypocreales; Cordycipitaceae
Exons: 1
Coding region: 1-534 (177 amino acids)
Source: RefSeq, a predicted model, not a curated record
AUGUCUCGAUACUUUCCGCACACGCCCUACGCCGAGGACCAGCCCCUCGCAUACACCAUCCUGACCACGCACGUCGCCAUGCGCGCCGUCACCCUCGGCACCCUCCUCGGCAUCGCCACCACCUCCGCGCGCACCGCCAUCCCCGCCCUCCGCCGCCCCAACGCCGCCCCGUUCGCCGCGCGGCUGCUGCGGUCCUGCGCGGCCAGCAUCGCGGUGACCCUCGGCGUCACGGGCGUCGGGCUGGCGGCGCGCAUGCGGGGACGGGAGCGCAUCGAGUGGCAGGACCGCAGCUGGCGGCUGCUGGAGAACAGGGGCCAGCUGGAGACGGACGACUGGACGUGCGCGGGGAUGGGCGGCGGCGCGGCGGCGGCGGCGCUGGUGAUGGGAGGGAGGACGGGGUGGAGGGGGUUCGUCGGCGCGGCGGGCCUGGGGAGUGUGGGCGGCAUGAUGGGGUACGUGGCCUGGCGGUAUGGUGUGAAUGGGGGCAAGUUUCCGGAGAGGCUGGCGAGGAAGGAGGAGAGAAAGGGGCUGUAA